AUGCAUCCUGAAGAGACUCGCCAAAAGAUCCGGCGCCAUGGUCUCAUUUACCAAGCAGCGCCUUGCGGUGGCAGACUUCGUCCUGCGCUACAAGCUCGUCCCAAAGCCCACCGCGCCGCUGCCAUCAUCUCGAACUUCCUCAUCGCGGACAUUUCCCUGUCUCGUGCCUGUCAAUUGAGCCGCGUCGGAUCGUUGGCGUUGCUGAAUCUUGUGUGGUCAAGAAGCUCUCAAGACGCCAACACUACCACCUGGAGCCUCGCAAAGCUUCUGCAGACGCAGCCUCUUUACUUCCGAUGGGAGUUCUCCACAUCAAUGGUACAGGCUGCACGUCGCGACGACUUGAGUAUGCUCCAUUGGCUCCUGGCCCACUUCCCAAAGUGCCCAAUAAACCAAGAUGUGAUCGAGGAAGCUGCUCGAGGGGGACACCUCGGUAUACUGCAGCUUUUGGGCUCUGAUCGAUCUCGCGGGGCUAUUCCUUGGAGUGAAUCCAGCGUGAUGGAGGCUGCCAGGGGGCACCAUUGGGGCCUAGCUCACUGGCUAACGCGCCGUGGACGGCGCCCAGAAGUGCGAUGCACCUCUGUGGCUAUGGAUCUUGCCGCAGCUAAUGGGCACUUGAGUGUCGUGAAAUGGCUACACACCUAUCGAACUGAAGGAUGCACAGUACUGGCAAUGAACUAUGCCGCUUCAAACGGGCAUCUAGAGCUUGCGGUUGUGCAGUGGUUGAGUACCCAUACUGCAGCAAAAUGCUCGUCGAUUGCCAUGGAUGGAGCCGCAGCCAAGGGCGACUUGGACAUGUUACAAUGGCUACACUCGCAUACAACGAGCGGAUGCACACACAGUGCAAUGGAUGUAGCCGCCAGCGUCGGCCACUUGGAUGUUGUCAAGUGGCUCCAUACGAAUCGCUGGGAAGGGUGCACUACAAAUGCCAUGGACGACGCUGCUGUUAAUGGCCAUUUCGCUGUGCUUACGUGGCUCUAUGCGAAUCGUUCGGAGGGGUGCACGGCUACAGCGAUGGAUAAAGCUGCAGCGAAUGGACGCUUGCGCGUGGUCAAGUGGCUAGUACGCCAUUCUGGGAGUCAACGCGGUCAAAUCCCUCGUUGCACUGCUGCGGCCACGGAUGCUGCUGCUGCGAACGGGCAUCUGGAUGCUGUGAAGUGGCUACACGCGCACCGAACUGAGGGCUGUACCUCAGCAGCGAUGGAUCGCGCGGCAGCGAACGGACAUCUAGAGGUGGUCAAGUGGCUGCACCACAACCGAUACGAAGGCUGCACCACUGCUGCGAUCGAUGUGGCAGCGAAAUCAUUUUGCGAGCGACAACUAGCCGUUGUCCAGUGGCUGGCUACGAAUCGCUCGGAAGGAUGGACUACUGCCGCCAUGGAUGGCGCCGCGGCGAACGGCAACUUACCACUGCUGCGUUGGCUGCACAAGAAUACGGAGGCGACUUGCACGAAGGACGCGAUGGAUUCAGCCGCACGCUUGGGGCGACUGGAUAUUGCCAAGUGGCUGCAUGAGCACCGCUCGGAGGGCUGCUCGACCUGGGCUGCGGUGGAUGGGGCAGCAGGCAAUGACCACUUGCGCGUGGUGCAAUGGCUGCAUGAACGCGGCGCUCCGAAUUUUAAGGCGGCUUUAGCAGCGAUGAUGGACUGCCACUAUGAGGUGUUGUUCUUCUUGAAUGCACAAAAGGACUCUGAUGAAGACGCUGACUGUGGUGGAAGGGAGGACUUUGAAGAUGAACAAAAGGACAGCAGCGAUGAAGACGAGGAUUAG
Messenger RNA from Phytophthora sojae, 1767 nucleotides. RefSeq lists its product as hypothetical. The transcript has 6 exons. Bases 1 to 1767 code for a protein of 588 amino acids. NCBI's taxonomy places the organism in Eukaryota, Oomycota, Peronosporomycetes, Peronosporales, Peronosporaceae. Gene Ontology annotation, molecular function: protein binding. The record is from RefSeq and is a predicted model, not a curated record.